Messenger RNA from Nezara viridula (southern green stink bug), 330 nucleotides. The record is from the annotation of a GenBank genome assembly. Lineage: Eukaryota; Metazoa; Arthropoda; Insecta; Hemiptera; Pentatomidae.
AUGUUUCAGCUUUCGUACGCAGACACCCACCCCAUGUUCACAUCAGACAACUUCCCCAACUUCUACCGUGUGGUGCCCAGCGAAAACGCCUUCAACGCACCGAGGCUGAAGCUGAUGCAGCACUUCAACUGGACCAGGGUCGGGACCAUCUACCAGAACGAGCCCAGCGGUCCCGGAGACCGUAAGAUAAAGAGGGAAGAGACAAAGGGAGCCGGUGAAAGUGAUUACACAGUUUUCCACUCGGAGCGGUCGCCUUCCACAACUAAUUCCCUCACUCGGACAAUGGGAUCUCCUCGCCCCGACCAGCUCCUCUCCCUUAUCUUCCUGUGA